UUCAACCAACCAGCGCGUGCGGAUUGCGAAUGCGGCACUUCCUUCGAGGCAGAGCGCGCUCGGGAAGAGGAGGAAGUCGAAAAAUAAAGGACACCGAAUAAAUAUAGUUAGAAUAUGAGAGCUAGGUCUAUGAUAUUUAUGGUCUAACAAGGGAUUGUGUUUGGCCUCACAACUACAAAAAACGUCGUGUUUACCUAAAUAAUCCGAACUUCAAAUAACACCCCACUUACUGCUUAGCUAGCUGUCCCCUCGCCAUACGUCGAGUUGAGACGAAAGGGGAAGAGAGCAGGGCUAGUGAAUUUGGAAUAGGGUAACAUAACCUUUAGAUUUAAAUUAUUACAAACUUGAUAAUUAUAAACGUUAAGUUGGUGGAAGGUCUCGAGAAAAUGUUUUAGCGAGCUAUUUUGUUUCAACUAGUCGUCACAGGAACUUGAGGUUCUCUGAGAAAAGUUCGACGUCCACGAGCCGUAAGAGGCCUGUGGUCGAGGCUGCAUGCAGCAGAGACCAUCGGCUUGUAGUGUCGGUCACAUACACAAUCAAGAAACAUGUCGGCCCAAGCGCAAAUGCGAGCAAUGUUGGACCAGUUGAUGGGCACGAGCAGAGAUGGAGACACCAUGCGCCAGAGAAUCAAAUUUACAGAUGAGCGGGUCUGCAAGAGUCAUUUGCUGGACUCAUGUCCUCAUGACAUUCUCUCCGGCACUAGAAUGGACCUGGGAGAGUGUGUGAAAGUCCAUGACCUGGCCCUCAGGGCUGACUUCGAGAUCGCCUCCAAGCAACAGGAGUACUUUUUUGAGCUUGACGCAGCGGAGCACCUUCAGUCAUUCAUCGCCGACUGUGACCGAAGGACAGAGUUGGCCAAGAAAAGACUGGCUGAGACUCAGGACGAGAUCAGCGCUGAGGUCGCCGCUAAGGCUGAGCGGGUUCACGAGCUAAACGAGGAGAUCGGCAAGCUGCUGGCCCGGGCUGAACAGCUGGGUGGCGAGGGGAACGUGGACGAGGCACAGGAGGUCCUGGAGAAGGUGGAGAAGACUCGUGCCAUGAAGAAAGAAGCGGAGGACGUUUACAGGAACUCGAUGCCGGCGUCCAGCUUCCAGCAGCAGAAGCUCCGGGUGUGCGAAGUGUGCUCUGCCUAUCUGGGUCUCCAUGACAACGACCGCCGCCUGGCUGAUCACUUCGGGGGCAAACUGCACCUGGGCUUCAUUGAGAUCCGGGAGAAGCUGGAUAGGCUACGGAAAGCAGUCGUUGAGAAGCAAGAGAGAAUGCGGAUGAGAAGGAGGGAGGAACGCGACAAGGAAGAAGAGAGAGAGAAAGAGUGGGAGCUGGAACGAGAACGAGAGCGAGAACGGGAAAGAGAGCGAGAGAGAGAGCGUGAAAUCGAACGUGUACGGGAACGGGAGAGAGAGCGGGGGGAGAGAGAGCGACGGAGGACACGGUCGAGAAGCACUGAACGAUACAGGGAGGGAGGUAGCUCAUCCUCCCAUCGCUCGCGACGACACCGCUCCUCCCGCUCCAGGGAAGAGGGAGGCGAGCGGGACCGGGAGAGGGAACGUAAGCAUAGACACAAGGACAGGCAUCGCUCGCGCUCCCACUCUCACAGGAGCAAGAGGAAGAGGUCUUCCAGAGACAGAUCCUCACAUACCCGAGAAAGGGAGCCCCGCUCGCCGUCCCAGCGCUCCCCCUCGGGGCGCUCCCCGUCCCAGGAGAGAUGGAGGGAGAGCGGGGGAGAGGGACCACCCCGGCCACGGGAUGGAGACGGACCCGAGCCCGUGACCAGGGAGGACAGGGAGAGGUCCACCUCCCCAGAGAUGAUGACCAGGGGCAGAGAACGAGAACGAUCGCUGUCACUGGAGAGGGAUAGACGUUCCAGCUCCGACGGGGAGAGGGAGUCGGGGGAGAUAUGACUUUGAGGAGAACCUCAGAGGUCACGGUAGAGCAGACGGGCUUUAGAAAGAUGGAUGAACAGCCGGUUUCGAUUGGCUCGUUACCCCUCUGUAACGCCAUUACCCUUAGAUGUUUGCAGAUCUGUACCCUGCUUAUACCUAGCCACACCUUAUGGAUCGGCAAUCAACCGAGGUUUUGCGCCGGGGGGGGGGGCGGGGGUGCGUGCGUGAGUGAGUGAGUAUGUGUGUUCAUUCAGGUUGAAGUGGGACAUCAAUUGGGCAAGUGGGAGGGAAAAUUGGGAAAGUAUGACUUCCAGGUGGAAGUGGCUUUAAAUUGGGUUAAUUAAAAAAGGCUGUAAAAGGAAUUAAGUUUGCCUGGAAGCAGUACUUUAUUUCGCGUCAUCUGUGAGUAAAAGUACGACUUGGAAAUUGGGGGUGGGGUGGGUGUAGUAUAGGGAGAUAAAAGUUCUACCCAUUCAAACCUUUUAUUUUACAUUUAGAAAUGCUGUUGUUUUUUUUUUUUAUAAUCCUCUACAAUGUUGAUACUGUUGUCUUCUGGGUUCCAUUUAGAAUCCCAAUAUGGGUUUCAUCUGGUAUGUGUGUACAACUUGGAUUUAUACACAAACAUUAAAAGUGACAUACAAACAAUUCCUUUGACAAAAACUUCUGAGAGUACCACUUCAGUCUUUACACUCAUGAUUAUAAUUUUAGUUGACAAUGUACAAGCAUUUGCCAUACUAGUACUUCUACUGGUAUAUAGCAGAAACCCAGAAACUGACACACACACUGUCCUUUUGCUGUGAGACAUAGUGAAUAAAAGUUCUGCUUCCAUUGUGA
Messenger RNA from Esox lucius (northern pike), 2717 nucleotides. RefSeq names its product LUC7 domain-containing protein. NCBI's taxonomy places the organism in Eukaryota, Metazoa, Chordata, Actinopteri, Esociformes, Esocidae. Gene Ontology annotation, biological process: mRNA splice site recognition. Bases 546 to 1901 code for a protein of 451 amino acids. Gene Ontology annotation, cellular component: U1 snRNP; U2-type prespliceosome. Gene Ontology annotation, molecular function: mRNA binding. The transcript has 9 exons. The record is from RefSeq and is a predicted model, not a curated record.